Molecule: messenger RNA, 2193 nt
Organism: Cavenderia fasciculata
Lineage: Eukaryota; Evosea; Eumycetozoa; Acytosteliales; Cavenderiaceae
Exons: 8
Coding region: 1-2193 (730 amino acids)
Biological process (GO): nuclear-transcribed mRNA catabolic process, nonsense-mediated decay
Source: RefSeq, a predicted model, not a curated record
AUGUUCACUAGAUCAUUAUUCAGCAAAGUUGGUAAAUUAUCAACUACAUACUCUAGAUCAUAUGCUUCACAAACUUUAGAAGCAUCAAACUUUAAGGAUUUCCUCAAGAACAAUAAGAAUGUUGUUGUAGACUUUUAUGCCGAAUGGAUAUACAGUCUAUCUACAUCGCUCACUAUUACAAGAACAGUUCUAACCACAAUAUAUGAUAUUUUAAUCAAUCAAUCUCAUCAAAUUAGUUGGUGCGGUCCAUGCAGACAAAUGGCUCCAAAGUUUGAAGAUGUUUCAAAUAACGUUGACAACAAACACAUUGCCUUUGGUAAACUUGAUAUCGAUUCUGCCAACGAUAUUGCUGCUGAAUAUGACAUUGCAUCCAUUCCAUUACUCAUUCUCUUUGAAAACGGACAAGUCAAGUCCAAGUUGGUUGGUAGUCAAAACGCUAUCAAUAUCCAAAAUAGUAUAAUGAGUAGUAGUUCACUCUCCUCGGGAGGAGGAGGAGGAAGAGGAAGCAGCGGCAAUAGAAACAAAAAUAAGGACAACCGAAGAGAUCGAGAUAGAUCAUCGUCAUCAUCUGAUGAUAAUAAUAAUGCAACUCCACCUCCAAAGUUAUUGACCAAGUCAAAGGUUGCAACAACAUCAUCGUCACCGAUAAGUAGUGGGACACCGACUACCACUCCAGGAGUUCAACUGUUAUCAAAGAAAUCUGUUACUCCUACAACUCCAACAUCUUCUUCAUCUUUAUCAACUCCAUCAUCUUCAACAUCGUCAUCAACAUCAUCAUUUAAUAUUAAAAAAAGAGAGAGUAUUGAUAAUAAUGUGAAUGGAGUUGCUGGUAGUAGUGGAUAUCCAACAACACCUGUUACAUCUCCUAUAUCAUCUACAAAAGUAGUAUCUCCAACAACCAAAGAAGAAACAAGUUCACCUCAAUAUCCUCACUAUCAACAUCAUCAUCAUCAAAAAAUACAACAACAACAUCAACAACAACAACAACAAUCACCAUUACUACAACCACAAAAUGAUUAUUCACCAAAUAAUCUACCAUUGAAAUCUGUGAAAUUAUUGGAUAAAUCGUUAAAGAUAUCAAUCAAUGAUUUAUUAAAGUUGUUAACAAAAGAUGAUGGAUUUAUGGUGAUUGGAGUUUUGGGUGGACAGUCUACAGGAAAAUCAACUAUACUUUCAUCGUUGGCCAAUACUACACCAAUCAUUAGAACGACCACAACAACAAAUGGUAAACAACCAUCGUCGGUUGUACAACCAUUUGAUAUUCAAACAGAUGAUAAUUUCUGCCUUGGUAGUCACCAAACCAAUGGUAUCGAUGUAUAUAUAACACCAGAGAGAUUGAUCUAUAUAGAUACACAGCCGCUUCAGUCGAUAUCAAUAGUGACAGAGAUGAUUGAAAAGAGUGCAUACUGUCCGGCAGGUUACACAUCUUAUGAGCACUAUCACUAUCUUCAAUGUAUAAAGACCAUCAUAUUUCUCUAUAGCAUUUGUAAUGUUGUAUUGAUUGUUCAGGAAAACAAAUCAAUCGAUAUUUUAAUUUGUAAUUUAAUCAAAUCUGCUUUAAUGCUAAAGAAUAAGAGAAUGCCUGAUAUAACAAACUAUCAACAACAACAACAACCAUUGGAUUUAUCAGAUCUACCUGAAUAUAUGGCAAGAACUUUAUUUGUAUUUAAUAAAUUAACAGAAUUGGAUUAUGAAAUUAAAUCAUUGGAUACAACAUUGGCAACUUUAUUAAGAAAGAUUUCAUCAAAUCAUCCAAUUGAAACAAUUGAUAUUCCAGAUCAUUUUAUUUAUUCUCAACACCAACAUUUUAAUAAUAAUAAUAAUAAUAAUAAUAAUAAUGGAUUACUAUCACCAACUAAUUCAAAUUCUUCAUCACUAUCAUUAUCAAGUAAUUUUGAUCCUUCACCUAUUAAUUUUAAUCAACUCCAGCAACAACAAGAAGAAGAUGACGAACAACUUUUAAAACAACAACAAAAUGAUACUCCAAUAUUAUCAUCAUUCCCAAGUUUUAAUGAAUCUAUAGAUACUUUAAAAAAGAGAUUAUUAUCAUUAAAAUCAUCAACAAAAUUCCUAAAGUCGAUAGGUGAACGUGAUUGGGCAGAGAAUGCAUCUAAACUUUGGGAAUAUAUUCAAGAUGAUGAUAUUAUAGAAUCCUACAACAAAUUAUUAAUCACUAAAAAAUUUAGAAAUUAA